Cantharellus anzutake is the source of this 2217-nucleotide messenger RNA. Its product is annotated as glycoside hydrolase family 3 protein. The transcript has 18 exons. NCBI's taxonomy places the organism in Eukaryota, Fungi, Basidiomycota, Agaricomycetes, Cantharellales, Hydnaceae. Gene Ontology annotation, molecular function: beta-glucosidase activity. The record is from RefSeq and is a predicted model, not a curated record. The coding region runs from base 1 to 2196 and encodes 731 amino acids. Gene Ontology annotation, biological process: glucan catabolic process.
AUGCCCGUGAGUAUUCGUCAUGGGAAGCGUGCGGGAGAUUGGCCUGUGGCUAUUGUGAGGGCGAAAGCUGUUGUGGCAAAUAUGUCCGUAGUGGAUAAAGUUGCACUUGCUACUGGGAUAGGUUGGAAAAAUGGUCCUUGCGUUGGUAAUACACCCGCUGUCCCAUCCAUCAAUUAUCCAGGUCUUUGCUUGCAAGAUUCUCCAACUGGAGUUCGCUUUGCCGAUCUCGUUAGCGUCUUUCCUGCGGGAAUCAAUAUUGCAGCAACGUUUAAUCGGACUAUGAUGCGGGCUCGUGGCCUUGCGAUGGGCGUCGAGUUCAAGGGGAAGGGUGUGAAUGUUGCCUUGGGUCCUGAUAUCAACAUCGUUCGGUCUCCUCGUGCGGGGAGGAACUGGGAGACGUUCGGAGCUGAUCCGUACCUCAGUGGGGAAGCCAGCUUCGAGACUGUUACGGGAUUGCAGGCUAAUGGACUUCAAGCCUGCGUGAAGCAUUAUAUUAAUAAUGAACAGGAGACGAAUCGCUCGUCGUCAUCCUCUAACGUUGAUGAUCGAACUACGCAUGAAAUCUACCUCCACCCCUUUCUCAAAGCCGUUCAAGCCGGUGUGGUUGCAUUCAUGUGUUCAUAUAACCGAGUGAAUGGAACCUACUCCUGCGAAAAUGAGCAUGUACUCAACGACCUGCUCAAAGGGGAGCUUGGGUUUCAAGGGUAUGUCAUGACGGAUUGGUGGGCGAGUUUAGAUACAUUUGGGACUCUUGCCGCGAACAAAGGACUCGAUAUGGUUAUGCCAGGCGAAGCUUCUCCCAGUGCAAACCACUCCUACUUCGGGCCCGCACUGGUGAACGCAGUCAAGACAGGGCAGGUACCCACCUCCCGUCUCGAUGAUAUGGCAACUCGUAUACUAGCAGCAUACUACGUACAAGGACAAGACGGCAAUGAUUAUCCCAGCGUGAAUUUUGAUAGUUGGACUUCAUCGAGGGGAAAGCAUGUGGAUGUUCAGAGUGACCAUAAGAAGCUGAUUAGGAGCAUUGGGGCUGCUAGCACCGUGCUGUUGAAGAAUGCUGGAAGUCAAUUGCCAUUGGGGGAUAACGUAAGGAGUGUUGCGGUUGUUGGGAGUGAUGCGGGGCCUAAUCCAAAAGGACCAAACAGUUGUCCAGGACGUGGUUGCGAUGUUGGCAUUCUGGCUGUUGGAUGGGGAAGCGGUACCGCCAACUUCCCAUACCUCGUCGACCCACUCUCUGCUAUAACGGCAAAAGCAAACUCGAUCAACGCCACCGUGUUUUCGAGCCUAAACGAUACUGAUCUGGGUGCAGCGAAGAAUGUUUCAUCCGGGAAGGAUGUGGCAUUCGUGUUCAUUACCGCUGAUUCGGGUGAAGGAUAUAUUACCGUUGAAGGGAAUCCGGGCGACAGGAAUGAUUUGAAUGCAUGGCAUAGUGGGGAUGAGCUUGUGAAGGCCGUUGCGGGGGUGAAUAAGAACACGGUCGUGGUCAUUCAUGCCGUUGGGGCGAUUAUCAUGGAAGCAUGGAUCGAUCAUCCGAAUGUCACCGGGGUCAUCUAUGCUGGACUUCAGGGUCAGGAGGCUGGGAACUCCCUUGUCGACAUCUUGUGGGGGGAUAUUAACCCCUCAGGUCGGCUACCGUACACGAUCGCGAAGUCUCCAUCUGAUCACAGUGCCGAUAUCUCCAAUGGGUAUAACGUUGAUUACACUGAGGGUUUGUAUAUCGAUUAUCGAUGGUUUGACAAGAGUAACAUUGCGCCACGGUUCGAGUUCGGAUACGGACUCAGCUAUACUUCGUUCUCUUAUUCCGCUCUAGCGAUCGUAUACUUGGGUGGGGGUUUGGGUAACGAACCUCAGGCUCCCACUGGCCCUGGAUCAUCCUUAUCUUCGUGGUUGCAUGACGAUUGGAUGACAGUUACAUUCGAGCUCACUAACACUGGAUCUGUGGACGGUGUUGAGAUUCCUCAGUUAUACAUCGUCCCCCCGCCUUCGGCGAAUUCACCUCCUAAACAACUCCGCAACUUUGACAGUGUCUUCCUCCAAAAAGGUGAAUCAAGCCUUGCCAAGAUGUAUUUAAGUCGGUAUAGUUUUGCCGUUUGGAAAAGCAUUGAGCAUCGGUGGGAGGUUCCAAGGGGAAAGUAUGGUGUCUGGGUUGGAGCUAGUAGUAGGGAUAGGCGACUCUAUGGAGAGAUUGAUGUCUGAGGAUCAUUGGUGGAGUGGGCC